UGAAGCCAAUACCCAGCUUAAAAGACAAAUCGGUCACAUCCGGAAAGAAGGGUUAUCAUGCUGACGAACGGAGUUUUAAAUACUAUUUAAGCCAAAUAUAUAUAUGAAAAGAAAAUCUUUUGCAGUAUAAAUAUGAGAGGCAUAAUACGGUUUUAGAAAAAGAACAAAAUCGAAAGGAGUGGACGUGAGCCUCCGGUGUGAACUCGUAUCGUUUAAUGCAGGAAAAACGUAAUGCAUAGGACCGUAGCAGUGAGACAUUGCUGUCCAGCAGAGGGAAGUUGUUGAAUACAAAUAGCAUGGAAAUUAAACUGAAACAAGGCGCUCAGCGCAGCAAGGGAAUCUAAAGUGAAGACGAUGUGUCAGAUUCCAUGGUUGCUGCCCAGAGUGUCAGACGAGGCGGAGAGCUGUUUACACAGCGAACCAUAGAGGGCCACCACCACCAAGCAAAAGCACGGGCUACUCCAGGCCCAGAAGAAGACAGUUAGACCAUCACACUGAUCUAUCUCGAAUGGGUUUCGACGUGGUGAAAUGAAGAACUCAUCCUUCAAAAGCAGAGGCAGCUUGAAGAGGGCCAGUCCCAUUCCGAAAAGCAACCCUGCCCUGAAACUGAAAGUGAAUUUGACCACUGUUCUUUGCUAAAUGUUGCGUGGUGUAGAAAAACGGUUAGUCACAGGUAUUACAUGUAUCACAGGUACUGCUGGUUUUGUUUAUAUUAAAGCAAUAAUCGUCUAUAUUUGAAGAACCCAACUAUAAUGGAAGAGCAGCCGCUGUGUGAAAACAACCGUCCGGAAGACAUCUAUUUCCCGCAGCACAACUCCAUGGGGGUGUGUAACAUGAACUAUGGCGCGCAGCCUAUGGUGCCGGCUCAGCUCUCCCCAGCCUCCCCUCAGUACUUCCAAGACCAGAUGGAAUCUCCUGUCACACCUGGGCAGGACUUCAGUUCCCUAGUGGAAGGUUCCAAACCUGGGGGCGCAUGGCCUAGCAGCAAUAACAGGAAGAGCAUCCCGAACUUGUGGGGCUCGCUCUCUCAAGGUGACGCCCUGGAGAUGAAUGAAAACAGCAGUAAUGGGGGCUACCAGUUCAGCACCCUGGCCUCCACGGAGUCACCGGUGACCCCCAAGCAUGCCAUCAACUCUCUGCCACGCCUUGAUUCCUUCAACCAGGUCUUUGCCAGCCAAAACCUGCGAAUCCUCCAAGGAGGGGGUGGCGGCAACAAGGGGUCCCGGAUGUUGGUGUCUGGCCCGAUCUGCACCCCCACGGACAGCGCCCUGCGGCAGCUACUCUCACAGAAGCCUCCGCAGCUGGAGCAGUCGAGCAUGCAACCAUCGGGGCCGCAGCACAGGUACCUCCCCAUGGGACUGUCGGCGUCCAGGAGCUACGACCAGACUCAGUCCAAGCUCAUGCAUGAGCAUGAACAGCAGCAGCUGCAGUACGACUACCAGCACCAGCAACCGGACGAGUACUACAUCCAGCAGGGGGCGCUGCAGCAGGCGCCGGUCUCGGAAUGCGGCCGCUCCCUACAGCAGUUCCACCAGCAACCGCAGCAGCUCGACUACCAGCAGGGGGCGUUCUACCAGCCACAGGCUCACUUGGCAGCCCAGCAGCCCAUGCCAAGUCCCUCGUUCCUGCCUGGCUAUGGUCAGAACUGUAAGAUCUCCCAGCAGCAGCAGCAGUUCAUGCAGGCCAGCCCGGCCCACCCCAGCCAGCAAGCCCAGCUCUACUUCCAGGAGGAGCAGAAACCCAGGCCGUUGUACCACCAAAGCAGCCCUUACCUGCAGCAGCCCCAGGGCCACAUCCAAGACGAGGUUCACCCAUUGCCCAGCAAGCAGUAUCACUCCGACUCAAACUGUGUCCUGCCCAGCCCGAGCCAGCACACGCCCACCCACCCAGCUCAUAGCUUCCUGUUUCCCAGAGACCAUAGCCGGGCCUGUCAGGAACCCACCAUGCCUCUGGCCAGCACCAUCAGCCCUCUCCCCCAGGGCCAUGCGCCACAGAGGGAAGUCCCCCCCAGCAUCCAGCAGCCGAACUGCAAAGCGGGGGGUCAGCAACUGCACUCCCCCAGCUCUUCAUGGCUACAGAUGCGCUUACCAAACUACCAGGACGAUCCACUAUCUCCUGACCACAGCAUCCCCUUCCACGGUCAUGCCGCCUGCAGCAUUGUGGUCAAACCAGAGGUGUUGGAGAAGAACGACAGCAGCAACAAGCUGUUGUGCUCUACCUGCAAGAAGGUGUUCAAGAGUCUGCCGGCCCUGAACGGCCACAUGCGGUCUCACGGGGGCUUCCGGGCUCUGCCCACACCCAAAACGAAGGAGGGGGGCGUUCAGCUGCCCCGGGAGGAUGAGCCUGCCCACCCGGUCGUCAUGCCUGUCUCUGUGCCUGUCAAGCUUCAGCCCCCUGUCACCAAGUUGCCCGUCGCUCCUCGCUGGCACAGCCCUGACAAAGGCCCCAGCAGCCACACCGGUCUGUCUCCGCAGGCGCCGUGGCUGUGCUCUGAGCGGCCCCAGAUACAUGCCGCUUCCUCUAUGUUAAAAAGCGAGAGUGCCGGAGAGGUAGAGGGGCAGGCAGCCAGGCCAGUCAAGAAGAAGAACCGCCAUCGCCUGCAGCCGCUGGUCAUUCCCACAUCCAGCCCCACCUCCAUGACCAGAGUCACCAUCCUGUACCAAAGCCAGCUACGCUCACCACACAUCAUGGGCGACUCCACCUCCUACACCCCACCUCCCAUGCUCAGCCCUGUCCGACAAGGAUCUGGGCUCUUCAGCAAUGUUAAAACAGGCCCAGGGCCACCAGGAGGGAGCCUCAACCCAGUCCCUCCACGUGUGAUUAUCUGCAAAACAAAUAACGCUUCUGGAAAUCUUAUAUUGACGACACUGGGCCCAGGAGAGAAGCCUGUGGACAUUGAACCGCGGAUUAACAUCGGCCCCCGUUUCCAGGCUGUGAUUCCCGACUUGCAGGAACCAUCCCAGGUGGAAAAGGACAUACACAAGGCUGGCCUUCUGUGGACCCCCUGGGGGGACUUGGACAGCCCAGUUGCCCAGCAGAAAGUGGACAAUCUUGUGAAUAUGGCGUGUUCCAGCAUACUGCCAGGAGGGGGCGCCAAUACUGAACUAGCUCUCCACUGUCUUUUUGAAUGCAGGGGGAACUUCAUGGCAACCGUGGAGAAAUUGCUUGUGUUGAAGCCAGUGAGACAUAAGUCUAACCCUCUUUCAGAUUAUCAUUAUGCAGGGUCUGAUAAGUGGACAGUGGCGGAGAAGAAGCUGUUCAAUAAAGCCUUUAUCAUACACAACAAGGACUUCUUUCUCAUACAGAAAAUGGUUAAAACAAAGACAGUGGCACAGUGUGUCGAGUACUACUACACCUGCAAAAAGAUAUCAAGUUUGGGCAAGAAACAGAAGACAUGCCCGUCUGACCUGGUCCCCGAGAGCUCGAAUGACUGGGCCGAGGCGGAGUUGGAUGCGAAGAAGUCCCAGGAGCGGGAGCCCAAAGCCCUCAGGUCACCUGACCUGUCAGACCCCCCCACCAAUGGCACCGUGGUCCUGUCCAAGAGCACUUUCGUGUGUGAAGUGCCUGGCUGUGGUUUGGUCUUCUCCUCUAAGCCAGCCUUGAGCGGACAUGGGCGAAUUCACAGCAGCCCGAGCUCAUGCCCCAAGCCUCUCUCAGACAGAAGCAAACCCAAGACACAGGCCCAGUCAGUAUCAAGCUCCCUGAAAAGCUCCCCGGCCCAUAGCACCACCAGCGGGGAGACUGACUCCACGCUUCUCUUCCCUUGCAAAGAGUGCGGCAAGGUGUUUUUUAAAAUCAAGAGCCGUAACGCCCACAUGAAGACCCACCGGCAGCAGGAUGACGUGCAGGUCUGGAGGCUCCAGAAGCCAGUGGGUCACAUGCCCGUGGAGGGGGCGCCCACCAGCCCUCGCAUCUCCCAGGUGCCCAUGGCUCUUCUCCAACUCCCCAUCGACCACAUGGGCCUGGUAAAGCGGCUUAGGGAGGAGAGCGACCACCCGGAGGAAGAGGGAGAGGAGGAGGAAGAAGAGGAGGAGGAGGAAGAGAAGAUGGGGAAAGGCUGCCCUCUUGUGGCACGUCCCGUGACGCAGACGCAGAAGGGAACUAAAUGACCCCGUAGGCAGGAGAGAAGGCCUUGCUUCAGAAGGGAGGCCCUUGUUGAACACUUUGAGUGAGAGUCCAAAAAGCUGAAAGAGUGAAGGCAUUCAGAGUUUAUUCUCUUUUUCUCAGGGUUGGUUUGGAUUUUGUGCUUCUUUGUUUUUAUAUUAAAUCUUUUUGGACUUUUUUUAUACAGAAUAACAAAUACACGAAUAUGUUAAUGAGAUAUAUUAAGGAUUCUAGGUUCUCUGAAUCUUUUUUAAGACUAUCAAAUAUGGUUCUUAGCAUGGUACCACAGUUCUCACUGUUCUCAGAACGGUGAUGUCCUAGACCGGUGCUUCCCAAUCUGGUCCUUGGGACCCACAGACAGUCCACGUUUUUGUGAACUGCCUGGCAGGGAGUUCGGAGGGAGCAAAAACAUGGACCGACUGUGGGUCCAACGAGGACCGUAUUGGGAAACACUGCCCUAGACAGAAGUUGGAGAACAGAGACCAGGUCAAAGAUCAAAACAUGUAGCUCCAAAUAAGAACUGAGGUAUCUGCCUACGCAGCAGUUACCAUCUCCAGGAAGUACAGAUUGGCACCCUCUUGCAUCUUCCUGUUUAUCUAAUGCUUUAUCUUGUUAAAGUAUUGCAGAAAAAUCUUUUAUGCCAAUUCCCGCAUACUGCAUAAUUAUAAAUGUGCACAACCUCUAUGAUGACGUAGAUGUCUUCCGCCUCUAUAUACAUCUCUGCCUUUCUUUAAUGUGCCUGUCAUUAUUGACAAGUUCACAAGAAUGAUGCACAAAUAGUCGCUGGCAUUUUUUAUUGCACUUGGGAUUAAACUGCCAUGCUGUGCCUGCGCAUUCAAAUAAAGACUUUAUUUUUGGUACGAAAUAGGUCAUGAAUAUGAAUGUAAAAUCUUUAUUUUAAAUACAUAUACAUUUAGCCAGUAGGGCGUAAUAUUCCUUUUCUUUGUUGCACUACUGAAAAAAAAUAUAUAUAAAAGACUGGUUUAAAGGCUAUUCGUUGGGUCCACCAAAGCAUGGGAAAUGAAUUUAUGUUAAUAUGUAAGAGAGACGUUUAUAAAAAGAAAAUUUCUGGUUCAGUGGUUUACGAUUUUUAAAUUUUGCAGUAAUACCAUUGUAUAUCUUAUUUAUCUCCUCCUAUAUUUAUUCGCAUUUACUAUGAUUUAGGAAAAGCCUAUCAUUCACUUGGUUGCCAGUUCCAAAGCCAACUCAUUUCUUUCCAGUUAAUGUUACGUUGCUGAAGUUGACAGUGUAUAAAUGUUUAUAUGUUUCCCGGGGUCUGUAUCACAAAGCCGGAUUUAAGGUACCCCGGUUUAAAUGGUCUUCUGUUCACUUACUUUUAGCUCUGACCACCUUAAAUACGACAAGUUAUCCGGAAAGCAAGAAAUCCUGCUUUGUGAUACAGGCAUUUUACUCUGUUCAGAAAAUACUGUACUUCAAUUGCAUUUCUUAACCAAGUAUUAUUUUCACUGUAGUGUAAUACCAAAACUCCCGCAGCCUCAAGAUGUUUACUUGAAUGUUACAUAUUUCUUUUAUUUACCUUCGAUUUUAUUCAGCACAAGUCUUACUGACUUCUUCAACUGAGCACUUGUAUACCAAGUCUCCAUUGUUUCCUUGGAUGGUUGGGUGAAAUUGUGAAUGAAAUUAGCGUCAAAAAUUGCAUACAGCUACAAAUACAGUAUUGGACAUUAAAUACUUUCUGGGUUAUUUUUUUUUCUUUUCUAUUUUGUUUUUUUGCUCCUGACAUGUGGCAGGGAGAUAUAAGCAUAUGCCUUUAUUGUCCCUGUAGACCUUUGUUAUGUAGACACAGCAAUCUGAGGAGUAUACCCACUAUCCUUCACUGAGAUGAUUCUGAUGAUCCAAGCACUGGGUUUCCCUCUAGAACAAUGCCUGCAGUUUCCAAAACUUCCUGUUCGAUACAGGAAUUAUAUUGCCCAAAGUAAUGUAAUUUGUCAGAUGGUGUCUGGCUGAACUCUCACUGGGACUAGUCAAGCCACACUGGAAUCAUUUGCAAGUAACCUAGGAGCAGAAAAAAUAUGCCACAUCCGCCAGGAAAUUUUGAUGUAGCCAAAGAAUGGUAAAGGCCUAUUUGAGUGGUCUUUCUAUGUUAUUUCUUACACUUCUGUAGUUACCAAUCGCCAUUUGUUUUGCAUGCUCCUUAACUGGAGAAACAACCAGGUUUUGUUUAAAAUGAAUUGUCAAAUAUUUAAAUAAAUACUUAUUAAAAGGAUAAAUAAAUAGUGUCAUGUCCCGCUUGUCCGAACCUCCCGUGUGCCACGCCCCCCCCCCCCCCUCGCUACCUUGUGUAGAAUCCCUGUGUUACCAGCUGUGUCUAGUCUUGUUCAAUGUAGUCUGGUGUAUUUAAGUGCCUCCAUGUGUGUCUUCCCCUAGUCCUGUCAUUGACAUUGCUACCUGGUUUUCCCUGUGAGCCUUGCUGUUCCCCCAAUAAAACCCUCAUUUCUCCAAUAAAUCCCUCGCUUCCCCAACUCCCUGGACUCGCUCCCCUGCCCCCACUCGGCGCCCAUUCGCCGCGUAAUAUUGCGCCCCAGGGCAUCCCUGUCAAAAGAUCGAAUACCACAGCUUUAAUUAUGCCACAAGGUAAUAAGGAUAAUCAGAAAUAAUGGGAAAUUGAGAAAUUUCUGUUUUGUGAGUCUGUUUUGUAAAAAUGUAAGGUAAUAUAAUUGCUUGUGUUUGUACGCACGGUUGCCAAGGAUUUUUUUUUUUAACCUGGAUUUUUUUUUGACUGAAAAGCUUUUGUACAGUGAAAUUAUCUUUCUUUGUAUUGAUAAAAAUAUUUUAACACCUUUUGAAUGCCGUGUUCUGUCAAAAUAUGUGGGAUAUUAAUCCCAUGUUGCUUGUGGGACAGACAUUUACUCCUAUGGAGCCAUUGCUAUGUGCAAAGGCCGUCUAGGAAAACCAACGUUUUUUUAUAAACUCCAAAGGUUAUCGUUCAGUCAUUCACUAUUGCCUAAGCAGCCUGUCACUUCGCAUGCCAGAUUCGAGAGAUCCGAAGGCUGCUGCUAAGUGUGCAGGUCACAUGGUGCCCUUUUAAUUCUGUUUAUGGGGCAGUUGCAAAACUGCUGGAUAAAGGCAAUAAUGACAACCGAUAGUGGAGACUAAUAUUCAGUGUGGGUAACAGCAACUGUAUUCAUAGAAGAUACAUGUAAAGAGAUGAUUCAGGUUAUUUCUUUCACUUAAUGCUGCGAUGACCUUCUGUCUUGCUAAGUCUGAUAUUUUUUGUUCUCUGUCCAAGCCUAUUUCAUUAAGAAACAUAAUAACACAGAAGGUGAUUGGUUGACCGUAUUAAAUCCACCAAUAGCUGCAGGCAUUACUCAGAUGGGCAGAGGUGUUAUCUGUAUCCUGUAUGUUUAGCCUUUGUAUGGCAUGUUUGACUUGGAGCCUAGGCAGGGAGAGUCUGAGUGGGAAUUCUGGGGCUCAAUCACAUUCACAAACCACACGUGCUACAGCUAUGGGACGAAACAAGUGAAACAUGGACCUCAGUAUAACAGCCCUGGAGUGAGAGCUGCAUUAAGUUGUUUGGAUGGAUGGAUGGAUGGAUGGAUGGAUGGUGUAGUUGUGGGCCAUUCCUAGACAUUGCCAAGAAAUAUGAGGCUUGUCAAAUGAAUCUAUUUGCUUAUUUAUUGUUGUUUUAAAACGGAAUUAAUAUUAAAAUGAUCUGUAUUUUUGUGAAAAAUAAUUCAAUAUUCCAUAUGGGAAAUUUUUUUAAAAAUCACAUUUUAGUCCUCUACUCAUUGUCUGAUUCAUUAUUAAUACAAAGGAGUGCGGAGGGAAACUUCAGUGCAGUUUGUCUUCGAACUUUGGCCUUUAGCGGCAUCGAGUGCAAUACAGUACUUGUAACAUUUAUUGUACUUUACAGCUUGUUGUCCAGACUGGAUAAACUGUGCUCUCUCUCUCUCUCACUCUGUGUGUGUGUGUGUGUGUGUGCGUGUGUGUGUGUGUGUGUGUGUGUGCGCGCAAUAAAGGUCUGACGUAAGUGGGGUACGUAAAAAGUUCGCACACAAGAAUUUUACGAUAUUAUGUUAAGGAAAGAGCGGAUCAAAACACUAAUAAUUCUGAAUCAAGCCUGGAAGACACAUGUGGAAUUGCCAUGGAUACCGAAAAAGUAGAUUUCAAUCUACAGAACAACGAAAGAGAGAAGCGUGACCUUGCGGCUGGUACAGGGAACAACGAAAUUCCCAUAGACCAAAAUGCGAAGCAGCGAACCGAAAAAAUGGGCAAAAAAUGCUCUAAGCCUGUUCAUUUAUCUUUCCUGCCGGAAAAAUAUGAGCCAUUGAUAGAAGAUGACGAAGAAGCUGAAAGAAGGAAAAAGGAAAAGAAAAAUAAGAGGAAAAAAAGGAAUAAGAAAUAUAGAAAGAACCUGGGCAAGGCUCUGCGAUUCAGCUGGAAAUGUCUGGUGGUUGGGCUGCAGAACUUAACAGCAGGCUACUCUACACCCAUCUCAGCUGCAGUCAACUUAGCGUCUGCCUUCCAGGGAACAAAUUCCAAAGCCUGAUGGGACUGAGCACCCACGAUCCUAUGCACUACUGGAACAAGACCCUCCAACUGAUGACUCUCUGAGCACCAGUUAGUAAUGAAUGUGAUGUAUUGAAUUUUGGAGUCAUUGGCACAUUGCUGUGAUGAUGGUCUUAGAUUUUGGUGCCUAUAACUGAAAACCUAUAGGUUUGUUUUGUAUUAUUGUUUUGAAGUUUUGAGGGUCGUUGCAUUAAGCUCCUUGAAUCAUUUUUUUAAAUUUCACAUUUAUCCUUUUUUCCGUCACUCUCUCCAAAAUAAGCAUAUAAAAUGGAUUUGCCUUUUUUUAAAGCAUCUGAUCUAUUUGAGAGAUUCAGUAGUUUUCACGGCUUAAUUUGGACUUGACAGUUUUCAUUGUUCUUUGAAUUGCUUUUUAAAAUGUGAAACUUUAGAAAACUUAAAUAAUGUUCACAAAGCUACCUAUGUUUCAUACUUAAUGGUUUGGAAACCUCAGAUGAAAACUCAUGUUCGCGUAUGAAGCCUUUAGGGAAGUUUCAAAUUGUUUUCUAAGGUUAGCAUUUUGGAGUGGAGAUCAUAAUAUUCAGUCAGUCAAAGGACCUAGAGGUCUCAUUGUCUUGCGAUUGCACUUCUGUCCCUGAUGUAAAAUCAAUGAUUGUAUUGAAAUUUCACAGAUUUGACCCAUUACAACGUAGCCAAGAUUUUAAAAUCUUCUUGGUUGUCUUAUUUCACUGUUCUUAUUUCUUAUUUCACCCAAAUCACAAAAUUAAGAGAUUGUUAAAAAUGGUUUUGAAAUGCAAUGUGUGACUGACUCUCAGUUGCUGAUUGUAGAAAAAGAUGUUUUUAGUGAACUGUCCCAUAAUUCUUUUAGUACAGUGUUUCUUAACCUAAGUGUACAGAUGCACACAAAUGCACCAAAUUCCAUUUCAGUCGUUGAUAUUGUGCACAGUGACAUUAAUGAAAUGAACAUUCUUGAUGAAAAAUGCACAGCAUGUUCUUCAUUAUUAGUAUAUGACGUAUGAUGUACAUGUUGCUAGGAUACUGUGAUUAAAGAAGACAAUCAUUAGUAUGAAUGUUUUAUAAAAAGUAAACUGAAACUUUGUA
This is a messenger RNA of Brienomyrus brachyistius, 9693 nucleotides long. Its product is annotated as transcriptional-regulating factor 1-like. Gene Ontology annotation, biological process: negative regulation of DNA-templated transcription; regulation of transcription by RNA polymerase II. Gene Ontology annotation, cellular component: histone deacetylase complex; transcription regulator complex. Gene Ontology annotation, molecular function: transcription corepressor activity. The transcript is spliced from 17 exons. NCBI's taxonomy places the organism in Eukaryota, Metazoa, Chordata, Actinopteri, Osteoglossiformes, Mormyridae. The coding region runs from base 753 to 4109 and encodes 1118 amino acids. The record is from RefSeq and is a predicted model, not a curated record.